Messenger RNA from Cyprinus carpio (common carp), 1037 nucleotides. Its product is annotated as cytochrome b-245 light chain. Gene Ontology annotation, biological process: superoxide anion generation. Gene Ontology annotation, cellular component: NADPH oxidase complex. Gene Ontology annotation, molecular function: heme binding. Lineage: Eukaryota; Metazoa; Chordata; Actinopteri; Cypriniformes; Cyprinidae. The record is from RefSeq and is a predicted model, not a curated record.
GUUGGGCUUAUGACACGCUGGCCACUUCCUACUUUUCUUUUAUAGAAUUAAGUUGAAAAUAAAGUUCACUUAUCAUUGUCAGCACGCACUCAAGUGAUCAUGGGGAAAAUUGAGUGGGCGAUGUGGGCAAACGAGCAAGCUCUGGCUGCUGGACUCAUUUAUGCGACUGGUGGGAUUGUCGGGGUGGCUGGUCAGUUCAGAGGUUGGCAGUUUGCAGCUUUCGGAAUUGCUGCAGGUGUGUUCGUGUGUUUGCUUGAAUAUCCACGAAGCAAACGGGGCAAAGGCACCAGUGUUGAGAGAACUGGUCAGUACUGCUUCACAGUUUGUGUAAAUGCUUUUGGACCCCUGACCAGAAACUAUUACGUCAGAGCAUUCCUGCACGCUGCGCUGUGUGUUCCAGGAGGGUUCAUGUUAGCCACAGUUCUGGGAUGUGUGUGUCUAGGAAUUGCCAGUUUAAUCUAUCUUUCAGCAGCUAUUCAUGGAGAGCACUGGGAGCCCAUACUGCCCCGCACAGAGCCACCAAAACGUGUUGGGGAUAGCAUCAAAGAACCUCCUCAAAACCCUCCACCUCGGCCUCCUCCUGAACUCCGCCGGAAGAAAGCAGAUAAACUAGAGACUGCUGCAUAUGACAAUCCCAUGUCUGUGACCGUCAAUGAAUAAGGAUUCCAUUGUGAAAAUAGUACCCUAUUAUUCAAGGAGGCUUCAGUAACAAGUAACUGUAUUGAUAUGAAACAUUUAUGAUAAGUUUAUAGUAACAAACUGCAUCAAGACAGAUAGAGCGCUAGCAUUGACUUGUAUCAUGUUUAUUUUAUAAUAUAUGGUGAUCAAUUUGAAACAUUCCAGUAAUUAUUGCUAUUAAUAGAGGAGCAAUUUUUAUGUAAGAAUUUUUUAUCAAUAAUAUAAUCAUAGAAGUAAAAACUAAUUUUACUGGGAUACUGUUAAAAUGAUAACAGUGAUUGUGUAUAUUUACCUCAAGAGAGUGUAUAUAGUUAUGUCUUAAGUGGUACUUACAAUAAACUCAGGAUGUGCUUCAUUCA